Molecule: messenger RNA, 1530 nt
Organism: Phaeoacremonium minimum UCRPA7
Lineage: Eukaryota; Fungi; Ascomycota; Sordariomycetes; Togniniales; Togniniaceae
Product: putative glycosyltransferase family 31 protein
Exons: 1
Coding region: 1-1530 (509 amino acids)
Molecular function (GO): acetylglucosaminyltransferase activity
Source: RefSeq, a predicted model, not a curated record
AUGGCGCUACUGCCGUCGCUUCCAGCGCGGUUUUGCGCCACGCGCUUCAUUCCAGUGGUCGUGGUCUGCCUCUUCUUCCUCGCCGCCGUGCACUACCUCGACUUCUCCGUCGUGCCGUCCUCUUUGACCUCACAAAAGGACAACCCAGAUCACCAUCAGCAAGGGCUUCCCGAGAAGCAAAAACCGGAAGAGGCCAAUGGAGAGAAGGAGGCAGAAAAGCCUCAGUCCAAGCCAGAGGGCGGAUGCCUUCCCGAGUUGCAGUUCCUCCAGUCGCCUGAGCUCGGGCUGUCGAAGAAAUUCGAAUACACCCGCCGUUGCGUGAAACCCGUCUUCUCCGCUGCUAUCGACCGCGAUGUCGUUUCCAACCUCAGCCAGCCGCUCUUCACGCAGAGCCUAUCCGUCGAUCUCGAAUCCUGCCAGAGCAUCGAACAAAUCCCGUGCGAACCUCUCGAGCUCACCGUGCCGAACCCCUACCCUAAGAAUAGUUAUAAGAAUUUCGUCUUCGCGGUCGCCACUUCAUAUGAGAGACUCGGCGUUUCAAAGUCAACGUUUGCGCACUGGAUGGCAAACACGGACGCUUUGCUUAUUGGACUGAUAACGGAUGAGGAGAAGCCGGACUCUCCCAAGCUUGAUUUCCCUGCCCUUGAAGAAGAUUUCAAGAAAUCGGGUGUCAACCUGAAGCUCGUUAAACCCCAUAGCCCAAAGCAUUCAUGGAAACACAGCCAUCUAAUGGUCAUUCUCGACAUGAUCGAGGCGGCGACGAACGACACGCAGUGGCUGGGUAUUCUAGACGACGAUACGUUUGUUCCUCACAUGCUGCCUCUUGCCGAAACACUCAAAGGCUACGACCACACCAAGCCCGCCUAUAUUGGCGCCCUGUCCGAGAGCUUCCAAGCCUGCCGCUUCGGCAUGGCUGCCUUUGGUGGCGCCGGUAUCUUCAUUUCCGUCCCCCUCGCCAAAGAGCUAGAGCCGCAUCUGGAGUCAUGCCUCUCAGCACGAGGCGGCGAUAUGCAAUUGAUGGAAUGCAUCUACAAGCACAGCCAUGCCAAGCUGCAAACCGUGCCCGCUCUCCAUCAGCAGGAUAUGCAGGGUGACCUAUCUGGCUUUUUCGAGUCCGGCUGGAGGUAUCUCAGCCUUCACCACUGGAAGAGCUGGUACAAGGCACCGGUUGAGCAGAUGGCCAAGAUCGUAAACAUCUGCGGUGAGUGCUUCCUGCAGCGCUGGGUCUUUGGCGAGGAUACCGUGCUUUCCAACGGCUACUCCAUCGCGAAAUACCCGAAGGGGCUCCCCGAUUUGAACAAGAUGGAGGCUACAUGGAACAACGCGGACAGUGGCGAUUUUGACUGGAGUAUGGGCCCCCUUCGAGCAAAGGUCCAGAAGGGGGAUAAGAAGCUGUAUCGACUCGUGGAUGCCGUACCCACUGAGAGCGGCGGCCUACGGCAGAUAUUCGUUUUCAAAGGGGACAAGGAGAAGAACGAGAACGACGAAGUUAUUGAACUGGUAUGGGACGGAUCAUCAUCAUCAUCAUGA